Hypomesus transpacificus is the source of this 1485-nucleotide messenger RNA. It is a transcript of the gene hcst, whose product is annotated as hematopoietic cell signal transducer. Gene Ontology annotation, cellular component: membrane. NCBI's taxonomy places the organism in Eukaryota, Metazoa, Chordata, Actinopteri, Osmeriformes, Osmeridae. The coding region runs from base 231 to 476 and encodes 81 amino acids. Gene Ontology annotation, molecular function: phosphatidylinositol 3-kinase binding; signaling receptor binding. The record is from RefSeq and is a predicted model, not a curated record. Gene Ontology annotation, biological process: regulation of immune response; positive regulation of phosphatidylinositol 3-kinase/protein kinase B signal transduction. The transcript is spliced from 5 exons.
GACAAAGUAAUGUGACAGGUAUAACUGAGUGUUCAAACACACGUGUGCUGAUUGUGUUUGUGGCAGAAAUCUCUCUGGUUCUUCAUGGGAGGGAUUAGAAUCAAAGAGUUAUGCCAGUCAUUUAUAGUAAAACAUCUGUGUAACAAGGAAGUCUGAGCAAACACGAAAAUUACAUUCGGGUAAGAAGAUUCUGUUCACUAUUCAUCAAGGCUUGGGCUUUAUAUAAGACAAUGGUCUACCACAUACUGCUGCUGUUUCUCACCCUUUGCUUUUGUGAGGUAACUGUGGCUGGUGAAGAAACGAAUGUGUCCUGCUACAGGAUUGAGCCUAGCACCAUGGCUGGCAUCAUCAUCGCAGAUGUGAUCUUGACCCUAGCCAUUGUCUUGGUCACCUACCAUUGUGCCAGCCGGAGAAGGGAAGGGAAAGCUGAAGCUGACAAGAUCUACAUGAAUGUCAGGGCAAACUGCAAAACAUGACGUUUCCCUGAGAAUCCGACAUACCAUAAGGUUUCACAUCUCCAUGAUACUGGAUGAUGAGUUAAAUGCGCAACAAUUGUACAAUUUUUAUUUAUAUGUGAAAGCAUGUAUUUCUUUCAGGCAGCUCUCAACCAGUAUUGAACUUUUUGGAUUGUAAAUAUAUUCUGUAUUUGCACUAUGCAUAGGCAUGAUCAGGUGUCCGAUUCCGUCCCAGAUACUUCCCAUUGAUAACGUUUGCUAAGUUCGACCUACAAUAUGUUAUCAAUAAGGGUUGUGGGAUUUUAUAAAACAUUGUACCUGUAAAACCGUUUUUAUUUGUUAUAUGUUUUUGGGUGUGUGUGUGGGGGGGGGGGGGGGCGGCGGUGAGACCAUGUUUCAUAAAUUAAGAUUUUUGUGCAAAUGUACUCUCACUGUAAUACGAUAAUUCAAUCAAUCAACAUUUAUUCAUAUAGCACAUUUAAAAACAUGACACAUUGACCAAAGUGCAGUACAUCCCCAGAUCGCAACAAGCAAACAAUCACAGAUGCACAGAACACAGAGCCCAUCUGAAGCAUCACAUUGGGAUCUCCAUGCAUCAAAGGACACUCACAAGCAAAACAGAAUAGAUGCGUCAACAGCAUAGAUUUUAAAAAAUCAAUUGAGUCAGAUGCUCCAAUUUGUAGUGGGAGGCUAUUCCAGAGGGUAGGUGCUGCCACAACCAAAGUACAAUCUCUUCAGGUUCUUAAUCUGGGUUUAGGGACAUUUAAAAGGAGACUCUGUGCCAAUCUUAAGGAUCUAGCAGCUUGAUAUCUCUGCAACAGACUUGAAAUAUACAGUGGAGUAAGACCAUAUAAACCUUUAAACACCACUAGGAAGACUUUGUAUUGUAGGCCUACUCUGAAAUUGACAGGAAGCCAGUGCAAAGAAGCCUGCACUGGAGGGACGCAAAUAAACUAAACUUGUAAUAGUUCAUCGUUUUAUUUAUUUCAACUUACAUCAAAGCAAAUAAAAAUACAUGAAUAACUAAAAA